CAUGGCCUUAUUUGCCCCUUUUCUCGGAAAAAGUGUGGUGAUUAAGGAGCACCCGUAUGCCAAAAAAUUCCGGGAUGCACCAGAACCAUGGUGGUUCGAACUUUAUGGGAUUUUUGAUCCUAUGCGUCUAGCAGCUGAAGAGAAGAAGUUUCAUGACUCUGGCUACUGUAUUGAGACACCUGAACCAUUCGUUGAUGAUGAGGCGGAGGACGAAGAUUGUCAUGUGCGAGAUGAGCAAUCCUUCGUAGCAUCUGCCAAGUAUCUUGUACCAUUAUCCGGUCCAUCUCCAUAUGCCGGCAAAAGCGAAAUGGAAAUAUGGAAUGCACGGUUUGAAGAGGAACUUGGCAUAGAACACUCUGCAAUGUCUUCCGUUGCUUCUUCGAUAUGGCCAUGAAUCGCGGGGGUCUUUCUAUAUUAAAUGAACGUCUGCAUCCUUUUUGCUCAUCCACAUUUGUAUGGUUUUAUAUGACGUCGUUGUAUGUUAAAAACCUAUAUGACGUCUUUAACCUUUUUGCUCACCCACAUUUGUUUGGUUUUAUAUGACGUCGUUGUAUGUUAAAAACCUAUAUGACGUCUUUAACCUUUUUGCUCAUCCACAUUUCUAUGGUUGAUAUGACUUCGUUGUAUGUGAAAAACCUAUUUCCAGG
Molecule: messenger RNA, 647 nt
Organism: Cuscuta epithymum
Lineage: Eukaryota; Viridiplantae; Streptophyta; Magnoliopsida; Solanales; Convolvulaceae
Source: the annotation of a GenBank genome assembly